CUCAGGUGAAAAUGAGUAUUGUCAUCUGCGUUGGUGGCGGCCCAAAAAUAAGUUGAAAAACUUGAGUGUGCCGUCACCAUAUCUUCUGAUGAAUAUUGGAAUAAAGGCAAUCAUACUUCCAGUUUCUGUUCCUUGCCACCAGUUUUUACGAGCAGUAGGCAACCUAGACGACCAACUUCCAACUACAGAUGACCUUCAUAACUUCCAAGCAUGAUCUGAAGCUCGAGAAGGUCGGAAGCCCAAGGGUCGGUUAUGUGUGCACAAGGGACGUUGAACGUCCUUGGCGUAUUCAACGACUAGACAGACGGGGAGCUGUCAAAAGACCUUCUAGUAAUUUAGGGUUCCAAAUUAAAUCAGACGCUUUGAAUGAAAAUUCCUUAUUGCAUUAUUUUCGACAAAGAAACGGAAAUUGGGUACAUCGUAUAACAGGUCAGUCUGCACUUCUCAAUAGCCAAGGCGAAACACCUGCGAAGACGUGGUCUAAUUAUUCCACAUAUGCACUAAAAUCAAAUUAUUUUUUCUCAUAACUUCAAAUUAUUUUUCUUGGUCACACUAAUUCACUUUGGGCAGUUAUUUUUUAGCUGUCCGUGCAGUGGCUACGGGUUUCAGCCAGGAAGGAUAACCACGCUCGUUGCUACGGUAACGAAGCCGCUUCUGAAUAGCCCUUCCACGGGAACCAAUCAGGCCUUCACAGCGAGAGUUUGUGUUACGCAGGCUAAGACACGGAGAUCACUUUCGUGCGGACAAGGCCGCGCGACACAACUCACGGUUGUGAAGACAUUUGUCGACGCGAGGUUUUUCUGCAGAACGACAUUGAGUAUCUUUCGCAGAGCCAAGAUGAGGGUGGCAGCAGUGCUGAUGUACGCGAUGACGCUGUGUUUGUGUUUGCUGAUGAGGCAGUCGCAGACCGCUCCGUAUGCGGACACUUUCAAACAACCGGUGUGUAAGGACGGUGUGCUUUCUGGAACAUACCUUCUGACCCGUGGGGGAGAGCGGGACAGGCUGCACCACGGUCUGCAGGUCCUGAGGAAGGAGAGAGACAUGAUGGUGAAGCGACUUUGCGAAGCUGCACGGGCCAGAGUUGCUCCAACAGGAAUCCCUGACGAGAUCGAAUCAGUCGAAGACUUGGUGGAGCGAAUCGUUUCCAUCGUGGAGGAAGAGCCAGAGACAGGUAAUCCAAGGGCUGACUUUCAAGGGCAUGGGAUGUCUCAUCACAAACUUCAGAUCUGUCUGAGAUCCUUGUUCUAG
Branchiostoma belcheri (Belcher's lancelet) is the source of this 1248-nucleotide messenger RNA. RefSeq lists its product as uncharacterized. Lineage: Eukaryota; Metazoa; Chordata; Leptocardii; Amphioxiformes; Branchiostomatidae. The record is from RefSeq and is a predicted model, not a curated record. Bases 838 to 1248 code for a protein of 136 amino acids. The transcript is spliced from 3 exons.